GGGUGAUGUCUAUCAUAAUUAUCUAGUUAUUGAUGACGUAAAUCUUGGAUGCGCAAUAUUUACUCGUUGCUCAUACCGCAGAUUUGAUAUCGCUACCUAGAUACUCAUCCUAAUUUGAUUAUGUAGGAGCAGAUUAGGCAAUGACGAAAAGACGGGCUUAUAGCGCUUAUUACUUCAGCGAGCAAUCUGUCUGUCUUGUGUGGUCUGUAUAUCGUACAAGUAGUACGACCACAAAUGCUCCACUCUCCGACAUUGGUGGAUCCGGUGCUUUGUUCCUCACAAAACGUACGGGGUCGACUUUUCCAACCUUAUGCUGUGAAUUAAAAGAAACCAACCUUGGGGUUUAUAGAAUGGUGGCCUUCCAAUCCCAAUUUUAAUGUCUUCGUUUUUACAUCAGAUUGCAUAACAUUCUCACACUUUUCUAAUUAUUUUUGUUGUGUUUUUGUAGAGAGAUUUGGAGGAAAGAUUUGAGAAAAUGGUGGUUCAAAGAUUGAGGACCUUGGUGUUGUUUGGGUUUAUCUUGUUGUUUUGUUACACAUGGAAAUUCUUCCUGCCGAGGAAUUCAAACAAUGUGGUUUAUGGAGGGGAGAUGGUGAUACCACCGGAUGUUUGGGAACAAGUUAAGAAAAACAACGAGAUUUUGCACGAUGAUGAGGUUGAGGCUGAGAGCGAACGGGUGACCACGACUUCGACGACAAGUACGGUUGAGGAAGUGAAGACAACGUCGAAACCUGAAGUUGUGGUAGUGACGGAUUCACAAACGGUAUCGACGCCUUCACCAACACCAGCGUUUACGCAACAUGAAGUAGUCGAGCUAUCCAAACCCCAGCCGGCUCAAAAUGAGGCCACGGAAUCAAGACAACAUUUUUCCUCGGAGCAGACACAGGCUCCAAAAGCAGAAAGUAAUGAACAGCAUAGUACUUCAUCUCAAGAGCACCAGCCGCAACAGCAGCAAGAAUUCAAUCCAAUGAUCAAAGAUAAUUUCCCAUUAGCAAUGAACGCUCGCUCCGCCGCCGACCUACCUCCCAUUCCCCCAUGGAACAAACCUCCGACUCCUCACGUAAAAGAGAAAACGCCCCUCUUCAUUGCUUUCACCAGAAACUGGCCAUUACUCCAGCAAACUGUCGUCUCUUGGAUAACAUCAGGUUGGCCUGCCGAAGAUAUAUAUGUCGUUGAAAACACCGGUACGAUGAGAUCUAACGAAUUUGGUCGCCUUUCCCUCCAAAAUCCCUUUUUCCUAAAUCAUACUCGACUUCAUAUGUUAGGUGUAAAUGUCAUAGUUACACCUACCCUUUACACAUUCGCCCAAUUGCAGAAUUUCUUCCUCUGGACGGCUAUCGAGAAGGACCUCGAGACUUAUUUCUGGAGUCACAUGGAUAUCGUUCCUAUCACUUUCGAAGAUGACGUCUCUGCAUCCGAUAACUACUCCGGGCAUAAAACUAUCUAUCACCAUGCUGUCGAAGUUCUUAAAUCAGCUCAAUCACCUGGCCCGGACCCGAAUUCCUCGGAUCGAAGUAGGCCAUGGGCGAUGAGAUUCUUUGCCUUUGAUUACUUAACCUUGGUAAACAGAGCGGCUUUUGAAUCGAUCGGCGGAUUCGAUACUACUAUUCCUUUCUAUCAUACUGAUUGUGAUAUGUACGAUCGAUUGGCUAUGGCUGGAUAUGAGAUGAAUGAGCCACGCCAUCUAAUGACAACAGUUGGGAAUGAUUUUGACGGAUUGGAUCGAGCUGGACGUGGAUACAUUUAUGAUGUUGCGAACAGCAUUGACGAUUUGAUCGUUCUAUACCGGAAAAAGAAUACUGUAGAAGCUAGUUUUACGGAUCAGACCAGACCGGAAGAUAUUGAGGCCGCACGCAAGCAUAACGAGGAACAGCUGAGGAUGGAAAAAGAAGCUCAAGAGCAAGAAGAGGCCCUGAGAAAGGCUGAAGAAAACAAAAAACAGGCUGCGAUUGAUGACGAGAAUGCCCAAGCGCAUGCAAAGGCGAUGCAAGAACAGGUGAAAGCCCAGGCGAUGAGAGAGCAAGCUACGCUUGAUAAUAAGGCAGAAGAGAUCAAGAAACAGGAAGAAGAAAAGGCCCAGAAUGAAGGUCAUAUUAUGGAUCAUCCAAAAACUAACACCUAUGCCAGUUCAGGCUAUGAAAGUAGUAAUGCUGAGUUGAAGGAAUCGUCAGAUAAACAGCAAGAAUUGCGACAAGAAAAGGAAAGAGAGGAGAAAGAAUCCAGUUCUUCAACUACCUACUCAAAUGUAGGCGAGUACAGAAAGCGAGAUCUGGAAGGUUCAUCAGCAAAUCCUCAAACAAAAUCAUUAGAGGAUCUUCAUCAUGACGCUGCCUCAAAGUCAGCCUCGGAAAAUCCAACCGCAUCUUCUUCAUCCACAUCUUCAGACUCAGAAUGGAUCACCGACGAGCCCGGUUCCUCAGCCUAUUACCAGCUGCUGCAAGUUGCCAACGACAUGGUAGGAGCUAAGUACUCCCAAGGCGGCGAUGGUCGAAAUACAUGGCAACAUCAGCAAUCAGGAGGUCAAGGUGAACCUUACUAUCGCAAUGCAGAUGGCUUUGAGAAGGCCGUUCAAAUGACUAUCACCUUAGGAAGAGGAGUAUAUCUCGAGAAAUGGGGAACGCUGGAGUGUGGGUUGAUUAGAAGUGGAGUUACGAUGGAUGAUGAGUGGAAGCCUCGCGAGUGGAAUAGAUAGUGAGGGGGAUGUAAAUUGUUGGGUCUUUUUUUGUAGACUGUUCGGAAAUCAAUUGGUUAUUUCUUGGAGUGAUACCUUGGAAGGAGUUUUGGUGUUUAAUAGGAUUUCUGCGAACGGUAAUUACCAGGGAAAAUUACAAAAAUUUCCGACUUUGUGUUUGAAAUUUUGGAUACAGGCUGUACACCGGUUGUGUUGUACAAUGUUAUGGCGUUUGGAUUCGGAUAUAUAUAGUGUAGAGAGUUUCAGAUUCUGAGUAGAAUAGAUCAGGUAUAUGGAGCAAAUACAAUAAAAGCAAACCAUGAUGUAUUUUCGAAUGCUCCUGAUCUGUGAACUUGGCCA
Messenger RNA from Botrytis cinerea B05.10, 3031 nucleotides. RefSeq lists its product as hypothetical. The record is from RefSeq and is a predicted model, not a curated record. Lineage: Eukaryota; Fungi; Ascomycota; Leotiomycetes; Helotiales; Sclerotiniaceae. Bases 476 to 2692 code for a protein of 738 amino acids. The transcript has a single exon. Gene Ontology annotation, molecular function: GTP binding. Gene Ontology annotation, cellular component: nucleus; cytosol.